Molecule: messenger RNA, 3753 nt
Organism: Danio aesculapii
Lineage: Eukaryota; Metazoa; Chordata; Actinopteri; Cypriniformes; Danionidae
Gene: sla2b
Product: Src like adaptor 2b
Exons: 8
Coding region: 310-1107 (265 amino acids)
Molecular function (GO): protein binding
Source: RefSeq, a predicted model, not a curated record
AGUGACAGUUAGACCUGUUCGUCACAGGAAACUGCAAGUGUGCAGUAAAUAAAGCCGCCUGCCACCAGCGUGCAUGCUAAAACACAGAGACCACAGCAGCAUCAACAUCAUCCUUUACCUCAAUCUGAGAACAUCAGCAAACAAUAACAGUAACUUGGGUUAAAAUUGCACUCUCAGUAUCUCAGUUUUCAGAUGUGCAUGUGAGGAGCUCUGUUUGCCCGUGCAGAAAGGAUUAUCAUCAAUUGAACUCUAAGGACCAUGAGAUUGUGGUUCGCAUCGUCUCUGUGCAGGUAAACACUGUAGAUCAGUAUGGGCAGUCGGCCAAGUAAAGACCGGCGUGGAUCCAAUGCUCAUGCUGUCCUGUUGGACACAGAGGAGAGCAACGGCCUGCUGACCAUGGAGAGUGUCAGAUUUGUGUUGGUGUCUCUGUAUGACUACCCGUCCAGAGGCCCGGGCGACUGCGCCAUUAGAGUCGGAGAACGCCUCAACAUUCUGUCAGAUGAGGGAGAGUGGUUUAAAGUCAGCUCAUCAGCCACAGGAAAUGAGAGCUACAUCCCCAGCAACUACACCGCCAAACUCUACAACAGGUGGCAGUUUGUGGGUCUCAGCAAACGGAAAUCGGAGGAACUGCUGAUGCUCCCUCAUAAUCAGCCCGGCUCUUUCCUCAUCAGAGAGAGCGAGACCUUCCCAGGUAACUACACUCUGUCAGUGCGUAAGAGCAGCUCACAGGAGCGUGCGUCUGUCAAACACUACCGCAUCAGCUGCAUAGACAACGGCUGGUUCUACAUCUCUCCUGGACUCACCUUCAGGAGCCUCUCAGACAUGAUCGCGCACUAUUCAGAAGUAGCGGACGGGUUGUGCUGUACUCUUGGAGAGCCGUGCUACAUCAUCGGAUCCAACAAUGUCCCUGUGGUCAAUGGUGCGCCUCCAGUUGCAGUGAAAAGGCCAACUAUCAACUGGAAAGAUGUUGACAGCUCCAUGAUCUUCAGUCAGACUAAAGAAGGAGCUGAGGACUCUCUGGUGAGUGAGGGCCUGAAGGAAGCCAUCAACUCAUACCUCUACAUGACAGAGAAAUGUGAGGACUGCUGUCAGCUCUGGGAGACGUGACAGGAGAAAGAGCGAGCCCGGAGGACAAGCGUUCAAAAGACUUUCGCUCGUCUGUUUCUUAGAAGAUGAGUGCAGAAGUGGUUUGGGCGUCCGAUUAAGUUUUCCCUGACUCAUUGCUGUUCUUCCAGAGUGGGUGCUGGAGAUGUCAGAUGUGAAACUCGUCCUGAAAGAGCCACAGAGGAGUGUGUGUGUGUGGGUGGAGGAACAGAUGAAGGUGGCGCAUCCACUUACACACGCACACACUUGUGACGCAUUUACAUGAGGCGGCACGUCACUGGAAAACCAGAGGAGCUUUACUUUCAGUAUUAAGGAGGUAUUGGUGUAUUAUUUCAAUCGCAAAACAAUGUAUUUAUAACUUGGAAUAUAUAUCAGUUUGUAAAUAAAUGUACAGCUAUGUCAAAUAUUAAGAGACUUCUUGAAAAGUGAUUCAUUCCUCUGGAUGUACAAGGUUUGAAUAUUGUGUAGGGCCAGAUGGAACCUGCGGACAUUUUUUGCUAUUUUUGUGCAGAAUUUUUUUAAAAAUCUGUGAUUUAUGCGGAAUGAUUUUGAGAGUAUCAUAACUAAAAACUUAAUAUAUAAAAUAAAAAGUAUUACUUAUAUUUAAUGUUUACAGAGCAAAUCCAAUUAGAUCCACUUUAUUUGGUAAACAGAGCAAGCCUCUCAUAUAUCUACUAAAAGACAGAAAAUAUUACUUUACAAACUGUAGUGUAAGUUAAUCAUAUGAAUAUUGUCAUAUUAGUCAAUAAUGUUACUGCAGUUAAUUUAAAAACUGAAUAAAUAUAAAUUUACACACAUUUACACAAUAAACAGAAUCAAUGAUGGGCUAAAAAUCUGCGGAAUUCUGUGCACGCAGAUUCCAUGUGGGCCUAGUAAUGUGUUAAAGGGAUAGUUCAUGCAAAAGCCAAACCAGUUUUGUUUUGCUGAACACAAAAUAUAUUUUGUAGAAUGUUAGAAACAUGUAACCAUUGAUUUACAUAGUAGUUGUAUUUCCUACUCUGGAAGUCAGUGGUCACAUGUUCCUAACAUUCUUCAAAACAUCUACUUUUUGUGUUCAACACAAAAAACAUACUCAAAGGUUUGUAACCACUUGAGAGUCACUGACUGUUUACAUGUACAUCAAUAAUCAAAUUAUUUGCCUUAAUCUAGAUUAAGACAAUAUGAUUAAGGCGUUUACAUGAGUUACUUUUUGUAAGUUCCUUCCAUGAUUCUGUUUUACAUGUUAAAGCAAAUAAUUCAAUUAAGGUCAUCGCUAUCUAUUUACAUUUCCUCCAGAGUUUCAUGUAAUUUCGGGCAUUUAAUUUUUUCUUUUUUGACUUUAACGGCAGUUUCUUUUUCAUUCAGGAACAUUUCAUUGAUGUCCCCCCGUAGUGAUGGGAAGUUCAGAUCAUUUUACUGACUCGGAAAAAAAAAAAGAUUUGUUUAUCUCGAUGAACAAGACUCAAAGGUCUGAGUCAUUUCAUUCAAUUUGCCAAAAUAACAUUGAAAUGUUACGAGAUGCUUCCAAACACAUCUACAACGCCCAAACGUUAAUCAUACUACUUACAAGUCAUAACUAAAAUGCUACUGUACAAUGCUACUAUAUUAACAAAGAAAAAAAGUAAUCGUUCACCGUUUACCUGGGACUAUGUAUAAAGCUGCUCAGUGUAGAAUUUUACUUUUAAGUGUGUCAAAAUUCUAAGAAUGACUUCAUUUUACUUUUAUUUCUAGACUUAAGAUUAAGUGUUAAGACUUGGUCUCAGCUCCUAAAUUAUUUAGGAGUGUUUGCGAUGUGUCUUAACCUAGUUAGGAGUAACAAGAUGGCAGCAGAUAGGAGACCACGCACCUUUCAAGAACAAAAGAAUUUGUUGCAAUUAUAUAAUAACAGGGAUUUGCUAAAACGUUUGAUCAUGAAGAUAUUCUUUUUGUAACUAAUCUAGUCAGAAAUGCAAUAACUUCUCACACUCUACGAAACAAUGCCUUAACUGCAGAAAUUAAGGUAAUAAUGACUCUGCGUUUUUUUGGAGACUGGAAAGAUGCAGCAGUGCAUCAACCCCUCACAACCCACAGCCAGCAGAGUGCUGUUUAUGACUAUAGCAGCACUAACAACACCAAACAUAAGGCAGUUCAUUGACUUUCCAAGUGACCUCCAAACUAUACAGCAAAAGCAAGUGGCUUUUAUGUGCAUUGCGGGCUUCCCUGGAGCCCUCCCUUCCCUUGUAGGAGCCAUUGAUGGCACUCAUGUUUGCAUUAUUGCUCCGACUGUAAAUAAGGAGGCAUAUGUCAAUAGAAAAGGAUUUCACAGCAUCUAUGUUCAAGUUGUGUUUGAUGGAAAGAUCCUGGAUCUUGUGCCAAAAUGGCCAGGGUCAACACAUGAUGCCUGGGUUCUUUCAGAGUGACCUCACUGGGUUAUUUGAACAAAAUUAUGUUCCCCUGGAUGUCAUCUAGAAGAACAUUUUCCGAAUCCAUUUUUUAAGGGUUUUAAACUUUGGUCUUUCUUUUAGCGGUAGCUAAGAGUGCAAUUUACAAUUAUGUGAUUUAUCAGCUUAAUGACUUAAGUAGCAUUACAUUUGUCCAUGCAGUCAAUCAAUUUGUGCAAGAUUGUGUAAAAUGCAUGUACAUAUUUGUAUUUUCUUUUUUCACAUAAUGCAAAACUACUAAAUGAUAUUU